This is a messenger RNA of Tachyglossus aculeatus (Australian echidna), 1479 nucleotides long. Its product is annotated as tetraspanin-33-like. NCBI's taxonomy places the organism in Eukaryota, Metazoa, Chordata, Mammalia, Monotremata, Tachyglossidae. Gene Ontology annotation, cellular component: membrane. The record is from RefSeq and is a predicted model, not a curated record. The transcript is spliced from 8 exons. The coding region runs from base 366 to 1157 and encodes 263 amino acids.
GACAGUCUACAACAGCUUCCCUGACCUGUAUCCGCAAUGAACACAAUGUCGGGGCUAAAGAACUUUAAGGGAUGCUAACAACUCUUGCUUUCCUGCCACACACCUUCAUUUCUUUUACAGGGUUGGAGAGAGGCAUGUUUUAACCGGUUCAGUUGUCUGAGUGACGCAGGGAACAGUCAUGACUGAGGAGUUUGUCAAAUGCCAGAAAAAGGAUAGAAGACAAGAUCGUACAAGUCAAAACUCUGCUCCCAUGCCUGUAUCAACCCCUGCAGGAUGUGACCAACAGAGAAGGAAUACAGCAAAAAUUUGACUUGGGGUGGAAAGAGACUGCUGCUUCACUGGAGCUGCUUUGAAGAACAUGAGCUAUGAGAACGAAUCAGCUCAUGAAAUAUACUUUAUUUGCUUCUUGUUACCUGUUCUGGGUAGCCAGUGGACUGAUGGUAGCAGUAGGUUUAUAUGCCAAACUCUCCAAGGAAUCAAGUGCUGUGGACACCCUCCUGGCUGAGCCCUCUCUCUUAAUAAUCGUCGUUGGGGUCCUCACUUUUGGAAUCACGUUUGUGGGCUGCACUGGGGCCCUUAGGGAUGUGCCAGUGCUGCUGAAAAUGUUUGCCGGGGUAUUGCUGGUCAUCCUCAUUCUCCAGAUUGUGGCUUCAGUGGUGGCGUUUCUCUUCUCAAGCUUGGUGAUGGAUAAGGCAGCAUUUCUGAUGGGAAAAGCCAUAAUCAAUUAUCGGGAUGAUCUGGAUUUACAGAAUCUCAUUGAUUAUAUCCAGAAAAAGUUUGAAUGCUGUGGGGUGCAUUCCUAUAAGGACUGGUCCCAGAAUGUGUACUUUGACUGCAAAGUCUCCAACCCAAGCCUGGAACGCUGUGCCGUCCCUUUCUCUUGCUGUAUCUGGGAGAAGAAGGGCAUUCUCAACACCAUGUGUGGCUACGGGACUCAGAACCUGAAAGCGUGGAAAGCGGAAGAUUUGAUCCAUACUGAAGGCUGCUUGGAGAAGAUCGUCACCUGGGGUCAGAGAAAUCUGCUACUUAUUGCAGGAUUGGCAAUAGGGCUGUUAGUUUUGGAGAUUGUUGUGCUCUGUUUAGCUGUGAUGUUAAUUUACCAGAUCAACUUCAUCGUUCAGAAAAGGAGCAGCACAAGGAAAGAACCUGAACAGUGAAAGGAAGAACUCUAAUAGAGCCUCUCACCUUGCUCAGCAAGAGAGAAAUGAAUACCAACCCAGGGAAGAAGUGCAAUUAAGAAACCCAGUGACUCCCCCAGAAGACAUCAGGUCAAAUCACGACAAAGGGAAUGGAUCUCCUGGAACAUAAUGAACCCCAAAUGGAAAGUCUUGUGUCCGCAUCAAACGAGGACCAUCUGCAGUUCAAGAAAUCCAGUACACCUGAUGGAAACCCACGCGAUUGAUCUGUUUCAUUUUCUCUCAUCUUUAUUACUAAAUGCAGUUCAAUGAAAAGAAAAGCUUUCCUCUUGGUGUUUCAGUG